GCCCUUGGAGUUUAUGACUCAAGAAGCAGACAUAGGGGAAGAAUUUCACAAGACCACCAAGCAACUGAGGAGGACACACACAAACUCACACUACAGACAAGUACAUAAAGUUACACAAAUCUUCUAACAUAACUGCGCUGAGAAAGUCAGACAGACACAUUCCCAGACAGACAGAAUCUCCUGUAGCUAAACACGGCCAGACACAGGGCAGACACAUUCACAGAUAAGCAGGCAGGUGAAGCAACAUCAGAAAAAGAGGGGGCAAGACAUAUAGGUGGCCACAGACUGACAUCCAGACAGAAUAAAAGAGGGGAGAAAAAAAGACCAGAGGAGGGGACAAAGAAGGGGAAAGAAAGAGUAGGGGAAAGGAGGGGGCAGAGUGAGAUUUGUACACACAAUUCUGAGACAGACACAGACAGCACUUAGACACAGGGACAGUCAUAGGGGCACAGACAGGGGGAGAGUUAAACACUAGACUGAGGGCAGAUUGGGAGAGAUUGUGAGGCACACAGAGGGAGAGACUGGGAGCAGAGAGAGAGAGAAGUGAGAGACAAACAGGGGAGGGACACAUACAUUUUUUGUACACACAGCCCUCAUAGAGAGGCAAAGAUAUACAGACUUGAGACAUACAGACACCUUUCAGACACACAGGCACUCCCCAUAAAGGCAGACUUGAGCCAUCAGGGAGGACAGCACUUAGAAAGAGGCAGAAGCCACACAGGCAGUGCCCCUCUCAGGCACUCAGACAGCACCCAGACAGGCAUUACACGCACAGAGCCUUUGGCAAGGUCCUGGGACACAGCGGAGAAGGGAAGUUCCUGUGCCAUGCUGCAAUUCCUGCUGCUCCCUCUUCUGCUCUGCACUGUUACCCGGGGCCACCCAAUUCCAGGAGGUGACACACUGCAGUCUGGUGGUACAUGCUGGCUGCUCCAGGGUACAGAUUCCACAUGUAGUAGGAUGCUGCUUAGCUCAGUGACAUGGGACGAAUGCUGCAGGGAUGGGCACCUAGAUACAGCGUGGUCCAACUACACUGAACCAAUGAAUAAGAUCAGUCUUCUGGGCUUCCUAGGUCUGGUCAGUUGCCAGCCCUGUCGAGAUAGUUGUGAAGGGGUGCAGUGUCCUCCAGGGAAGACAUGUUUCCUAAAAGACGGGCGCCCACAGUGUGAAUGUACACCAGAUUGCUUUGGUCUGGAUGUUGAUGUACCAGUUUGUGGCUCUGAUGGCCACACAUAUAAGGAUGAGUGUGAACUGAUCACCGAGAAAUGCCAGGGGCAUCCAGAUCUAGAGGUCAUGUACUAUGGAAAGUGCAAAAAGUCUUGCGCUAAUGUGGUUUGCCCAGGGACUCAUUCCUGUGUGGUGGAUCAAACAGGGAGUGCCCACUGUGUUGUUUGCCGCUCAACACCUUGUCCACAGCCAUUUGCUUCUGAAACCAUGCUGUGUGGGAACAAUAAUGUUACGUACCCUUCUGCAUGCCAUCUUCGCAGAGCCACCUGCUAUCUGGGAAGGUCUAUUGGGGUUCGUCACACAGGCGGUUGUGCAGUGGUCUUGUGGUUUGUCCCACAUACAUAAGUCCACAAGGACAUUUUAAAGCAUAGACCACAUACGAGGACAAGCAGAUAUUCCCGUGUUUUCCAUGGACCUGGAUGACAGCGUGAAGAAUUAUGUCUGAGAUCACCAUGAAACGCCUGGCACAUAGGCAUUCCAUGUGUAUAUUGUACAUACAGUGAGGCAUAUUUAUUAACUGGAUGUGCUAUUUAUAUAUAUAUCAGACCGGCUCCUUAUCCCAUGAGCACAUGGGCUCAUUGCAGAAAAAGUGAGAAAAAAGAGAGAACCCAGCCCCAGAUUUCUCAAAAUAGAAAUACACUUGGUGCAAGGCAUGGUGAAACCAGUGCUAUUUUUUUCUAAUGAAUUUGCCUCCUAAAGACUUUGCCCUCUUUUGUUGUGGUCUUUGAAAUAAAAAGGUACAAAAGGUGAGACAAAAAGAAAUGAAAGCUCACCAUUCCUUUCCUAUUUAAUAUGUGUUUAUUAAGCAUAGCUUUGUAAUAGAUUUAAAAUUAUGCUAAUAUUUUAACCCUAUAUAGGACUGUUGCUUUCAUGAUAAUCUGUGCAGACAGUUGUUUCAGGGAUAGUCAGUGCCCUAUAGAACAUAUAAUUUAACUUUUGGUAAGGAAAUGUAGAUAUAGAAAUUAGCACUGCAUCUAGAUCACCACUUUAUCAGCACAGUGUACAUGAGUACCAGGCAUAUAAGUAACUUUGAGGCUUCCCACUUCCUGAAUGUCAUUAUGAAACAGAGACAACCAAAAUAUGGGAAAGGAAGUCUGAUACAUUGAGUGGAAGAAAAGCUAUUCCUACUUCAUACACCUUGCAUGGUGAUAAUAAAGCAAUUGAUCCCUUUCUUGGUCAUUCCCAAGUUUGCUGCUCAGUCAAUUAUUUUUGUGCAUAAGCUGAUAAAUCAUUAUGGGAAAUGUUAUUAAACACAAACCAUGCAAUAUACCCGACUGCUCCAGGGAGCUUCUAAUCACUGGUUAACUUUGUUUGAAUGUUUAUAUAUACGUUGCCUCGUUUAAGUAUGGUCCUGAUACCCCAUUGGGUUUUUUUUUUUUGCUAAUUUUUAUCUUUGUGUUUCUAUUUUCUAUUCAUGGAAAUAAAAUAACUAAAAUUAUGUUUGA
Xenopus laevis (African clawed frog) is the source of this 2669-nucleotide messenger RNA. RefSeq names its product follistatin like 3 S homeolog (gene fstl3.S). The transcript is spliced from 6 exons. Gene Ontology annotation, cellular component: extracellular region. Gene Ontology annotation, biological process: regulation of BMP signaling pathway; cell differentiation; negative regulation of activin receptor signaling pathway. Bases 826 to 1569 code for a protein of 247 amino acids. The record is from RefSeq and is a predicted model, not a curated record. NCBI's taxonomy places the organism in Eukaryota, Metazoa, Chordata, Amphibia, Anura, Pipidae. Gene Ontology annotation, molecular function: activin binding; serine-type endopeptidase inhibitor activity.